AUGUCCAAGUUGAACCAUCCAGGCCUACGAGAGGCAUCAUCUAAAUCUACAACUCAUCUAGACGAGCAUACUCAUACUUAUGCUCUUCAGUCAAGACCUACUAGGGCUGAUUAUCCAGAUCUCACACUUAGUCUCCUGUCGACGCUUUCCAAUCGACGAUCCGAGCAAUCUGGAAUAGGCAGAGACUAUUGGCUUGAUGACUCUUCGGCACUGGAGUGUCGUGCAUGCGAGAGAAGGUUUACCACGUUUAGAAGGAAACAUCAUUGUCGAAUAUGUGGUAAGAUUUUUUGCGGGGCAUGUACUACGUUCAUUGAUGGCACAAAGUUUAAUGUCAAUGGUCAGAUGAGGGUUUGCCUGUCUUGUGCACAGCUUGCUGAGCGUUAUGAGGAUUAUCCAACAAGUGAAGAGGAAGAGGAAUUUGAUGAUAGAGAAAGCCCGAGCCGAAGAAGUCGUAUAAGUGCUGAUGAUACAUCCACUCUAAUUGGUGGGCGUGAUUCUCCAUUAAGAUCGCAGCUUGGAGUGAUUAAACGAAGUUCCGACUCGACGGAAGGGAAAACUACUUCUUCAAAUAAGAUAGAUACUAUCAAAGCAAGCAGCAAAAAGCCAUCGGAGUCUAAUAAUAAGGAUAUAAGUGCGACAAAGGACACGGAAACAACUCCAGCUCCACCUCCAUUGCUCACAAUUGCCACCAGAAGGGAAGGUGAGGCUGUUGAAAUAGAUAUUCCACGGGCAAAUCGGCAUCAAGUUCAUCAGAUUCAUCAAAAGAGGCAACAAGGACGGCAGGAUCUGCUUCAGGGAAAGGACACCACUCUUGCAAACUCAUCUGCUCGACUUGCACCACUAAGCUUUACGAAAGUGGCCGCUAGUGCGGCAUCUUCGAUCUUCAAUUUUGCAGCUUCUAAGAGGGUUCCAUCAGAAACAAGAACUAACUCAAAGACGACUUCAGUCCCUUCAGCUGGGAAUAGGCCGCAUUCUGCCUUAUCAGACGAUAUAAGCAAUAGUAUUUAUACGAGUGAUUCGAGCGAGGAUGAUGUUGAUUCAGACCACGAUCCAUUUAUUCAGAUUACGAGGAAAGGUGACGCCAAUACUAGCGCAAUGUACAAAAGUGGAGACACCGUGCGUGGGAAAUCAGUAAAGCAAAACACAUCUGUAGAUGUGGAGGAUCAGGUUCUUCCUGGAAUGAGUACGGAGAGCCUUGACAGUACGAAUCUACUAAGGAGUAAAAGCGUUGGAAACAGGCUUAAAAUAUACCAAAAUGCAAAUGAUGCUAGUGCUGCCUCUUUGCCUCCGCUAAGUCCUACAUCCAGCGAAAGUGUUAAUAAAGGGUGGGGGGUUGGCUUGGGAAUUGAGCGGCCUUCGUAUGGAUCUGUAUCACAGCAAAUUCUUGGGCCUUUAAGAUGGGGAAUGCAGCCGUCUAUGAGUCUGCAGAGGGAUAACCGGGGGUUUCAGCCUACAGAUAUCAUGAAACAGCGAUCUAGGAUGAGACGUGCUUCAACUUUUCAACGAUUGAGACACAGAAGGAUAAGCCGAAGUGGUCGUAAGGUAAGUGGCACUGGCACAAGAGUGCUAUCUUCAUCUUCUGUGUCGUCCUCUUUACUGGGAUUUGAAGAUUUUGAGUUCACGGACGAUUUCUUGAGAGCUGGAGAGAUGCACGGGAGACAACUGCUUCGAGAACUACUCACUGAUAAGGAUAUACCCAACAUAGAUCAGUGGACUGAGGUGCUUGUGAAAUGCUUGAAGAAGAUAUCCCUUAUAUCUGUCGAUCUCAGCAACACAACAGGAUUUGAUAUGUCCAACUAUCUCAAGUUAAAGCGUAUUCCGGGAGGGGAGAUCUCAGACACGCACGUUAUAGAUGGACUGGUAAUUUCAAAAAGUCUUCCUUUGAAGCAAAUGCCGCGUGAGAUCGAUAAUCCACGUAUUAUGCUCAUUACAUUUCCUCUUGAAUAUGACCAAGAACAGGAUACAACAUCGAGUGCCGGGGAAUUGCACAGACUGUCCCAACAGGAUGACAAUUCAUUCAAAGAAGUAGACCAGGAGGAUGUGAUGGACGCCCAAUUUUCAUCUCUUGAACCGAUCAUCGCACAGCAAAACGAAUUUUUACGCAAAUUAACAGCAAGAAUAGCUGCUCUCAAGCCUAAUAUAGUACUAUCUUCUUCUACAAUCAACGGGUAUGCUUUGGAACUUCUGUCGGCAAGAGGAAUAACCGUGGUCCCAAAAGUGAAAUUGCCUGCAAUUGAACGCGCUGCUCGAAUGACAGGAGCAGAUGUCAUAACUUCAAUGGAUAAACUUGCAUUACAGCCUAAACUUGGACACUGUGGGAAAUUUGAAGUGAGAACUUAUCUCUGCAAGCGUGCAUUACGUACAUAUUUCUACUUUUCCGGUUGCGACAGAAAACUUGGCUUUACAAUUACACUAAGAGGUAUGGGCAAGGAGGCUUUGGGUAAAAUCAAGGAGUGUGCUGCUUUGAUGGCUUAUGUCUUCUUCAACGUGAAACUUGAAUCGGGACUUUUACGUGAUCAGUGUCUACAGGCUCCGGAAAUAAAAGAGCAACAGAUUACCUGUCCUCUAUAUUCCAUACAGAUUGGUUCCUACAGUGAUGUUUGGGACCUAAUUAAGAAGAGGAUUCUUUCUUCCUCUCCGUCCGUCAACUUCCAUGCUCCUCACCUACUUGUGGAGCUCAAAGAUAUUGAAAAACUAGCCGAGAAGAAUAAGUUGCAGUUUGCGGAAUUCGAAAACAAAUUUCACAUUCUUCUAGGUGACAAGUCCUUGAAGGAUGGAAAUCGCCAGAAGGCAAUAAAGAGAUAUUUGGAUUUCUGGCAAAUAUCACAGGUUGCUGCAAACUUGCCUGAAGGUUUUGACGAUUUAUUCAGUAUCGUUAAAAAGUGCAGUGACGAAAGGGAUAGAAUGUUGCGUUACGAGCUUUCUGUAGCUGGUAGACAAUGGGACCAGUUUUGGGCUGCAAGGGGUCUUUCGUACUUUGAUCCAAACUAUCAUCAAAAUAUUGUUACACUAUUUAGCAUGGUGUGCUCGAAGAACUCUACUCCUUGUAUCGGACCGGUUAUUCAGCUAGUUGAUUUUUACUGGGAAAAUGAUUUUUCUUUAGGUCAGUUUAUUGAACACACUUGUUUACACGCUGGUGAUCUUUGCCCGGAAGGAUGCGGACUCAGCCUAAAGGAUCAUUACAGGACUUACGUUCACGGAAGUGGAAAAGUAGACGUUGUUCUGGAAGAGGACACGCAUGAAAAGGCAGGAAAUAGCGUAAAUGGAAAAGAUGACAUAAUUAUGACUUGGAGCUUUUGCAAAGUGUGUCACAGCACUACGGUUGUACUACCACUUACUGAAAAUGCAUGGAAUUAUUCAUUUGGAAAGUACCUUGAAUUGUCAUUUUGGUGUAGGAACAUGAAAGUUAAGGGAUCAGCCUGCGAUCAUGAUUUCUACAGAGAUCAAAUACAUUACUUCAGCUUUAGAGGAUACAUGGUGAGAAUCGAGUACUCCGAGAUUGAUACUUUACGACUGGUUCCUCCAAAGUCAAAAGUCUUCUGGAAGCCACAAUAUGACAUUGGUAUCAAGAUCAAGACUUUCAAUUCGGCUAUCCAAAAAUCGCGGCAAUUUUUUGAUAGUGUACGCAGCCGGUUGAACAGGGUCAAGCUUGACAAUACUACACUUGAAAAAGUUGAGGCCGGUUCUAAGCGAAUUACUGAAUUAAAGCAGAAGGUGGAUACACAGCAAAUAAAUAUCGAGCAUCUUUGUAAACAUAUCUAUUCCAGCACUGAUGUUACAAGACAUCUAGAACUGAAUUCCGUUGUUCGUGAGGUCCAAGAGCUGUCCAGUGAUUGGAAUACCGUGUUCAAGGAGUUUGCAGAGAAAUAUUUACCUUCUGAGAAGGAUAUUAGAAAGAUUACCGCAUUUCAGUUAGAUCGUCUUUUUAAUUCUGUCUCGGAUCAUAAGAAGGGAGAUAAUGAACAUACAGAUGGGGAAGAACGAGAGAUAAAAGAAGAAAAAGCCAGUAAAAAAGACAUGGACCAAAAAGAAGCCAAGCCAGUAACUGAUACUACCGAAAACAGUGGUAUUGAGAAUGAUCAGAAUAAUGCUGCUGACAAACAAAUCGAACAGAAGGGAUCAGCUUUGAAAAAGAGUGAGCAGUCUAAAAGUGAUACCUCCGUUAUGCAAAGGCGGUACUUUUGGGAAAAUCAGGAGAAAAAAGUGGAAGGACAAGCAAAUGAUGACUUUGGGAACUUUGAGAUGAAUUCAGGAAAGGUGAAGAAACUUGCCGAACUCUUUGAUGCUGGUGAAUAUUUCAAGCAAAGAGAAAUGGACAAGAAGAAGAUGGAAGCUAAUAACUAUACUCCUAAGGUGGUUUCUUUGAAGCCACGUGUUGAGGUUUACAAGGAUGUUAAUGAUGCUGUCUGGGAUGAAGAUGUGAAAGUUGCUGAUUCAAACGGAAAAUCGAAAAUUGAAACCGAGAGGGAAGCGGAGAACAGUAUGGAUGAAAACUCUUCGCAAAAUUUGAAAGCUGAUGGAAAUAAAAAGGCUGUCAAAAAAGACAAAAAACAGGAAGGUAGCAUAGCCCAGCCUGAAAAGGUAUCUCUUUUAAAGUCAUUAACGCAUUUUUGGGAAGAUAGAUCGGCGUCAUUAUGGGAACCGUUGGCUUAUCCUCUUAACUUUUCAGAACAUAUUUUUGUUGACUCUGAUGUGAUUGUUAGGGAAGAUGAACCAAGUUCCAUUAUUGCGUUUUGUCUCAGUACGUCCGACUAUAGUUCAAAACUUUGCGAUGCCCUUAACAGAACUCAUGAAGAGAAUAAUGCAAAUUAUGAAGACAAAGUAAAGCAGGAAAGCAAUAAAAAGACGCAAAAAACUCCAGAUUCUGGUGGGGUGAAAAAUAAGACUUCUGCAGGUGAAGGAAGUAAGAAAAAUGAUCAAAUAGCAGAUAAAAAGGCGACAGCAAAGCUGGCUUCAGAGGGUUUAGCCGAGCAAAAUAUAAAACAUGUUCUGGAAGAGGAAACUGAUGAAGAAUCUGCAACAGAAGAAGCGAACAAGGAUAAGACCGUGCCGGAAACACUUGAGUCCAUAAUGCUUAAGAAGGGAUUUCAUCUUAAAUAUCAAUUUGAAGAGGGAUACUCUACAAUCUGGUGCAAGAUAUUCUUUGCCGAACAGUUUGAGGCAUUUAGAAGGCAGUGUGGGGUCAGUGAGCACUUUUUACAGAGUCUAUCUCGUUGUGUGAAGUGGGAUUCUGCAGGUGGUAAGAGCGGGUCAGCAUUUCUAAAAACUUUGGAUGAUCGGUUCGUUAUUAAGGAGCUCAGCAAGGCUGAGCUUGAGGCCUUUGUUCAGUUUGCUCCAAGUUACUUUGAGUACUUUGCACAGGCGCUUUUCCAUAAUCUUCCUACUGUUCUGGUUAAAAUCUUUGGAUUCUAUCAGAUCCAGGUCAAGAACACAUUCCCUGGUGGUAAGUCAUACACAAUUGACGCACUUGUCAUGGAAAACUUGUUUUACAAUCGGAAGACGAGCCGGAUUUUUGACUUGAAGGGUUCGAUGAGAAAUAGACAUGUGGAACAAACUGGAAAGGAGAACGAGGUUCUUCUCGAUGAGAAUAUGGUUGAAUAUAUAUAUGAGUCGCCGUUGUUUGUGCGGGAGAAUGCAAAGAGACUUCUUCGUGCCUCACUUUGGAACGAUACGUUAUUUUUGGCAAAAAUGAACGUGAUGGAUUACUCACUGGUGAUUGGAAUAGACUCAGAGAGUAAGGAGCUGGUGGUCGGAAUUAUUGACUGUAUACGAACAUUCACUUGGGACAAGAAGCUUGAAAGCUGGGUGAAGGAGAAGGGAUUAGUUGGUGGAGGAGGUGUUGGAAGAGAGCCAACGGUUAUUACUCCAAAACAGUAUAAAAACAGGUUUAGGGAAGCCAUGGAGAGAUACAUAUUAAUGGCACCUGGUGCGUUUUACCAAGCAUAUAGGCGUACAUUCCCUCAUCAUGGAGGGCCAUUUUCUGAUGAGGCGGUGGGUGGAUCCACGUUUGAUAAGCAGCCAGAAGAAGAGGAAGGGUUAAUAGGGCAUAGCCCAUAUAAAGAUGAUGAAAAUGAAACAAUUGAAAUGACACAACUCCCACCGAAUAUGCUUGAACUUGAAGAGGAAUCAGAGGCAGUGCUUAGUGGAUUGGUGCGAGACAUCAAUGAUCUUGGAAAGCUCUACCGGAACAACAUGCUUCCCGGAUUUAACGAUAAAAGCGAGGAUGAGGCGAAGAUAAAUGAGAUGAGCAUGAAGAUUACCAAGAAGUUUCAAUUCCUAUACACGGAGAUAAGGAAGUUGGACGACGAAAAGCUACAAUUUCAGCGGAAAUCAGAGACAAUUCUCGUAGAGAAUUUGAAGAAGAAAUUAGCAAUUAGGACGCAGGAACUAUCGACAGCAUUUCGGAAGCUGCAGAAUAACUAUAUCAAAUAUUUAAGGCAGGAUGAGGUGGGUAUAGAUAAGCAAGGAGGAGACCAGUUUAAUGAGUCGCAGAUAUUCUCCAACAGUGGUAAAAGUUCGGAGGAGGAUAAUGAUGUGAUUGAGGAUUAUUCACGAGCGGCCAUGCAAAGCUCGAGUAAGCAGUUAAUGCAACAGCAACAGCAAAGCGAGAUGGACGAUCAGUAUCUUCAGGAGAGGGAGCGGGAGAUAUACAAAAUCGCUCAGGGUGUCGUUGAGAUUUCGACAAUUUUCAAGGAGUUGGAAAACAUGGUGAUUGACCAGGGAACGGUAUUGGACAGGAUAGACUAUAAUUUGAGCAAAACUGUGGUCAACGUGAAGAAGGCGGAUAAGCAGAUGAAGAAAGCAGAAAAGUAUCAGAAGGCAACGACGAAGUGUAAGGUCGUGUUUUUCUUGGUUCUUGUGAUACUUCUCCUACUUCUAGUUUUAAUGCUAAAGCCAAGAAGGGUGGAUCACUACAUUCACGAUGGAGGUAGCAACGGCGAUUCAUCUACGCAGCCGGAUAAUUCAGAGAGUGGGAAUGUGGAUGAAGGCAGUAACCCGGUGGAUAAUGGGGAGAGCCCGGCUAGGAAGACUGCACCUGGCAACAGUGAUGUCGGCAUGAAUUUAGUAUUGAUAUAA
Messenger RNA from Brettanomyces bruxellensis, 7077 nucleotides. RefSeq lists its product as uncharacterized. Lineage: Eukaryota; Fungi; Ascomycota; Pichiomycetes; Pichiales; Pichiaceae. Gene Ontology annotation, biological process: vesicle-mediated transport; phosphatidylinositol phosphate biosynthetic process; intracellular protein transport. The record is from RefSeq and is a predicted model, not a curated record. Gene Ontology annotation, cellular component: fungal-type vacuole membrane; endosome membrane. Gene Ontology annotation, molecular function: metal ion binding; SNAP receptor activity; 1-phosphatidylinositol-3-phosphate 5-kinase activity. The transcript has 2 exons. Bases 1 to 7077 code for a protein of 2358 amino acids.